UAUGCUAAUGAUGUGUCAUCAACACAUUUGGGUGGAAGCUGCAGAUUAUGGGCCAAAUAAACUCAGUGGACAGUUAUUAAUAGUUGUCUAAAGGAUAUUACAAGUUAAAUAAGAAGCAUUGGUUGGCUAGUAGAUUGUAAUAAACUUAAACACGGAGACGGAAGUGGACACAAGCAGCGCUGGUGUCUUCUGGACAGUUAGCAAGGAAGCUAACUAACUAUUCAUCGACUCUUCCUCGGUUCCUGACAGGAGAGGAGAGGAGAGGGAUGUCCUGCAGCUUGUUUGAGUUUUGUCGGCUCCAAGAGCUCAGAACAGUCCGAGACUUCUUAUUCCAGAACCAGAGUAAAGAGUCCCUGGAGGAGAAGAAUCAAACAGAAGAGAAUGAGCUAUCCUGGGAUACCUCUGACUGGGAAUCAGGAUGGGAUAAUGGAGACAAUAAGGAGGAGGAGUCUACGUCUCUCUCAAAGGCAGUGGAGGAGCCGCCGGGGCAGAGCCAACCCUGGCUGCAGGACUGCGUCGUUUCCUUGUCGCCCUGUGCCGACCUGCUGGUUGUCGCUCGAGAACAAAAAGCGGUCUUCCUCUCAGCAAAGUGGCGGACAGAUCAAAGUGGCAGAGAGGAGAUGACCUUGGCUGUGUCCUGGAGUGGAACUCUCAGCACAGAAGAAGGAGAGAGUGUCAGCAGUGUGAUCGCUAUCCCCCUGGCCAGCCAGAAGAGGAGCUCCACCGGACGGCCUGACUGGACAUGCAUAGUUGUUGGAUUCACGUCUGGAUAUGUCCGCUUCUACACAGAGAGUGGGGUUCUGCUCCUGGCCCAGCUGCUACAUGUGGACCCUGUUCUAAGGCUCAAAUGUCGCACCUAUGAGAUCCCUCGUCAUCCUGGCGUGACUGAACAGCACGAGGAGCUCAGCAUCCUUUAUCCUGCUGCUCUGGUCACCAUCGACGGCUUCAGCCUCUUUCAGUCGCUGCGGGCCUGCAGGAACCAGGUGGCAAGAGCUGCAGCAGCCGGCAGCGAUGUGGUCCCCCCUCCUCCUCUGGCCUACAAGAAGUGGGGUCUGCAGGAGAUGGACACCAUCGUGGACCACAGCAGCGCGGGCGUAAUGACCCUUUGUGUGUUUGACCAAAUGAAGAAUGCAUCCAUCCUGGGGGGGUUUCAUGCAUCUGUCAAGGGAAGCCCCCCUGCCAUGAGCCAGUUUGUGACUGUAGGAUCGGGGCCAUACACAGGAUUUUAUUACGCAGUGGAGGGAAACUCUCAGCCUCUCCUGUCCCAUGUGGCUCUGGCUGUGGCCAGCAAACUCACCUCAGCCCUCUUCAACGCUGCCAGUGGCUGGUUGGGUUGGAACAAGAACAAGAGUGAAGAGGAAGCCGCUCAGAAACAGAAACCUAAAGUGGAGCCUGCCACCCCCUUAGGGAUCAGAUUCGGUCUGCCGGAUUCCCGCCGCCACGGCGAAUCGAUCUGUCUGUCGCCUUGCAACACGCUCGCUGGAGUCACUGAUGACUUUGGUCGAGUGGCGCUGCUGGACCUGGCAAGGGGCGUCACCAUCCGCAUGUGGAAAGGGUACAGAGACGCCCAGCUGGGCUGGCUGCAGGUUCAGGAGGAGCGUGGGGAUCGGGAGUUCUCCCCCUCCGCUUCACUCCCCAGACGUCACGCUCUGUUCCUCAUCAUCUACGCCCCCCGUAGGGGGAUCCUGGAGGUGUGGGCCAUGCAGAGGGGCCCUCGUGUCGGUGCGUUCACUGUAGGCAAAUAUUGCAGACUCCUUUAUGCGGGCUACCAUCUGAUGGGGGUGAACAGUGUGACCAGUCAGGGCUGGCAGCUGCACACGCAGCAGGUGUGUCUCCUGGAUCCCACUACAGGAGCUCUGAGGACCAUCAGCAUCCCCUUCCAUCUGGCCCUCAGUGACAAAAAGAAUGAGCGGGCUAAAGACAUGCACCUGCUAAAGAGACUGAGCGCCGUGUUGAAGAGCAGAGACGUGGAUCCUGAUGCUUUGGAGAGAGAAGCAAAAAGCGCUUUGUUAGAAAUUAAACACCCGGCUAUUAAGAAGCAGGCUUUGGAGUCUCUGCUGUCAAACAAGAAUGCUCCAGUUUCCUGUCUUACUAAUGUUACCAGUGCCUUACAUGAUGCUUUGAAACAGCAAGAUGCAGAUGAAGUGGAGACAUCGUUACUCCAGCUCUGCUCCUCUCAUUUAAAACUGCUUCAGCUUUAUACGGACAUCCAGCAGCUGCAGUCUGCAGCAAACACUGAUGCCUGCUCUCAAAAUGAUUCCCUCGAAGGCUUAGAGGAGGAGUUGUCGCGUGUUGAGCCCACCUUGCAACGCUACGCACAGCUCAGCUCCAAACCCUCGGUUUCUUUCGCGCAGGACUCUCCUGACACGCCGCUGUCCGCUCAGGCUUUCCUCACUCAGCUGGAGGUCACCGAGGAUGGACGGGUGAAGGUGAAUCGUGGGUCUGACGCGGAAUGGAACCAGUUAGGAAAUUUUCUGUUUUGGGGCUGCUUAUGUGGUAAAAGUCCCACCCAUAAAGUCUGUGACACACUACAGCUGGCCGGCUUCAGCCCACAGCAGCUACUGUCUUUGUUAAUGAGCGUAUGGCUGCAAAGGGAGAAGGAGGUGCUACAGAAGCCUGUAGAUACAGUCAAACAGCUUUACACGCUGCUCAUUGCCCUGAGCAACAUGGAAGGGGCUGUUGAGGAGUCUUGGGAUCCACAGUCUGUCUCCCCCUGGUGGCAGCAGGUUCGAUUAACAUGCAUCCAGUCUCACAAUGCUGCUGCUGCUUUACUGGCUGCCUUAGUGGCUCACUGUGCUGCCAAGGCGAGCAUCACAAGCAGGGCUGACAGCAAGCUGCAGUCAGAGUGGGAGGCGGUGUCGAUGGAGCUGGAGCAGUGGGUGGUGUGCGUCCGUCAGCUGGAGGACGUGCUGGUCCUGCAAGCUCUUCUGUUGGUGCCUUCUCCUCAAGGAACAGCAGGCGGCGCUGUAGUUCAGUGUUCAAUCAAAACACUGCUGGAGGGAGGCACAGGUGGUAUUGCAGACAGUGUUUCUAAGUGGGUGUUCAGGCAGAACAUCACGCCAGAGCGACUGAAGGAAAUUCUGCUGAGUAAAGAAACUGAAGACGAAAAGAAGCAGAAAGGGGAUGGAGGAGGAGCUGAAGAGAAGAGGAGCCAUGAGGAGGCAGACAGGACAGCAGAGCUGUUGUUGGCAGUUUGUCAAAGGUUCCCAGAUUCUUUGUCUCCAGACCUUCUCUUCGCCCACUGCAGCUGGGAGUAUGUAGUGCAGUGGAAUAAAGACCCAGAG
Cyprinodon variegatus (sheepshead minnow) is the source of this 3284-nucleotide messenger RNA. RefSeq names its product rab3 GTPase-activating protein non-catalytic subunit-like. The annotation marks the transcript as partial. The record is from RefSeq and is a predicted model, not a curated record. The transcript is spliced from 26 exons. Gene Ontology annotation, biological process: regulation of GTPase activity. NCBI's taxonomy places the organism in Eukaryota, Metazoa, Chordata, Actinopteri, Cyprinodontiformes, Cyprinodontidae.